AUGUAUCCCGAGCACGUCGGUCGUGUCAUUUUGGAUGGAGUCGUCGAUGCCGACCACUAUGUCGAGCCAACUUGGAUGGACAGUCUUCGCGACGCCGACGCGAUCUGGGAUGAUUUCUUUGUGUACUGUGCCCAAGCGGGCCCGGCUUGUCACAUCUUCCAGAUUGGCGACCGACCAGAGGACAUCAAGAAGAAAUUCGACCACGUGAUGGCACUCAUCGCGGAACAGCCUGUCAUCGUGGUUUCUGAGUGGUCAAACACACCCAUACUAGUGACGGCUAGCGACCUGAAGGGGAUCGCGUUCUCUCGUUGUAUGAGAAAGAUGAGAGUGACUAGGCCAAAACUCCAAACCACCGCCCAGGCUCUUCUCUAG
Molecule: messenger RNA, 372 nt
Organism: Anthostomella pinea
Lineage: Eukaryota; Fungi; Ascomycota; Sordariomycetes; Xylariales; Xylariaceae
Source: the annotation of a GenBank genome assembly